This is a messenger RNA of Engraulis encrasicolus (European anchovy), 5932 nucleotides long. It is a transcript of the gene grin2da, whose product is annotated as glutamate receptor, ionotropic, N-methyl D-aspartate 2D, a. Gene Ontology annotation, molecular function: NMDA glutamate receptor activity. The transcript has 14 exons. Gene Ontology annotation, biological process: excitatory postsynaptic potential; monoatomic ion transport; long-term synaptic potentiation. Bases 1 to 5862 code for a protein of 1953 amino acids. Lineage: Eukaryota; Metazoa; Chordata; Actinopteri; Clupeiformes; Engraulidae. The record is from RefSeq and is a predicted model, not a curated record. Gene Ontology annotation, cellular component: NMDA selective glutamate receptor complex; plasma membrane.
AUGGCGUCCAGGCCCGCCCUCUCCCUGCUGUUAGCCGUGCUGGCCUGCACGGGGCCCGGGCGCCCCUCGCCUCCCCUGCUGCUGCGGCCCCGGGAGCGAGAGAGGGACUCGGGAGGCCUGUCGGGCGGCGUCAACAUCGCCGUGGUGCACUCCAGCUCCUCCCUGCUCCCGGACGCCGGUAGUAGCGCGGUCGGUAACGGCGGCGGCAAUGGCAACGGUGGUACCGGCAGCGGGGGAGGGUCGGCAGCGCGUGGCGGCGGUGCCAGUGGAGGCGGAGGCGGAGGCGGCGGCGUGGUGGAGGUGCGAGGCGGCGGCGGCGGCUCGGUGAUCGGCCGCGGCGCCGCCGGCAGCUGGGUGGGCACGGUCGGGGACAGCGUGGUGACGUCCUCGGGCUCGGCCAACGUCAUCUGGCUGACGGUGAACGAGAGCAGUCCCGGCAGCCUGCUGCUGCAGCUGUGCGACCUGCUGGCCACCACGCCGCUCCAGGGCCUGGUGUUCGAGGAGGACCGGCCACCGCCACCCAACCAGGCGCCGCUCGCGCCCAUGCUGGAGUUCGUCUCGGCCCAGACCGGGGUGCCCAUCGUGGCGGUCGGGGGAGGGGCUGGCCUCGGCAGGGAGCCACAGGAGUCGGGCUCCAUCUACCUGCAGUUCACCUCCUCCACGGCGCUGCAGCUGGAGGUGAUCUUCGAGGUGCUGGAGGAGUACGACUGGACGGCCUUCUCGGUGGUGUCCACCCGUUACCACGGCUAUGAGGACUUCCUGGACAUGGUGGAGGGCAUCACGGACGGCUCCUUCAUCGGCUGGGACAAGAAGAGCGUGGUGAUGCUCAACCUGACCGGCGACCCGGGGGGAGUCGUCACCAAGCGCCUGCUCAAGGAGAACGAAGCCCAGGUGCGUCUGCUGUACUGCUCCCAGGAGGAGGCCGAGCAGAUCUUCCGGGCGGCCUGGGUGGCCGGCCAGGCCACGCAGUCUCACCUGUGGUUUGCCGUGGGCCCAGCGCUCUCCGGCCUGGGCAUGGAGGGCCUCCCCAAGGCCCUGCUCACCGUGCGGCCCCAGGGCUGGAGGGACGAGCCGCGCAGACGCAUCUCCAAAGGAGUGUCGGUGCUCACGCACGGCGCCAUGGCACUGCGGCGCGAGUACGGCAGCCAGCGGUGGACAAGCUUCGCGGGAAACUGCAACACGGACGGCAACCAGACACAGCGGGUGCCGGACAGAAUCAAGUUCUUCAGUAACAUUACCCUGGGUGGUCGUGACUACUCCUUCAACAGUGAGGGAUACCUGGCCAAUCCCCUGCUGGAGGUGGUCUGGUACUCACCCGGUCGGGGCUGGGAAGAGGUGGGCGUGUGGGAGAACAACGUGUUGCGUCUGCGCUACCCGCGCUGGUCCCGCGAUGGCGUGUUCCUAAAGCCGCUGGACAACGCCCAGCACCUGCGGGUGGUCACCCUGGAGGAGAGGCCCUUCGUCAUCGUGGAGCCCGCCGACUCCGCCUCCGGAUGCAUACGAGACUCCGUGCCCUGCAGGCUGUCCUUCAACUCCAGCAUUGUGUCAGACGGCAGCACAGCCAAUAAGCACUGCUGCAAAGGCUUCUGCAUCGACGUCCUUAAGCGAUUGGCCAAAAUUGUGGGCUUCACCUAUGACCUCUUCCUGGUGACCAAUGGCAGGCACGGGAAGAACAUCAACGGCGAGUGGAAUGGCAUGGUUGGUGAGGUGGUGGCCAUGAGGGCCGACAUGGCCAUAGGCUCCCUCACCAUCAACGAGGAGAGGUCGGAGGUCGUGGAGUUCUCCGUGCCUUUCGUGGAGACGGGCAUCAGCGUCAUGGUGUCGCGUAGCAACGGCACGGUGUCGCCCUCGGCCUUCCUGGAGCCCUACAGUCCUGCAGUGUGGGUGAUGAUGUUCGUCAUGUGCCUCUCGGUUGUCGCGGUGACCGUGUUCCUGUUUGAGUUCUUCAGUCCGGUGGGCUACAACCGCAGUCUGCAGAACGGAAAAAAGGCUGGCGGCUCCAAGUUCACCAUCGGCAAGUCGGUGUGGCUGCUGUGGGCGCUGGUGUUCAACAACUCAGUGCCGGUGGAGAACCCGCGGGGCACCACCAGCAAGAUCAUGGUGCUCAUCUGGGCCUUCUUCGCUGUCAUCUUCCUGGCCAGCUACACUGCCAACCUGGCUGCCUUCAUGAUCCAGGAGGAGUACAUCGACACCGUGUCAGGGCUCAGUGACAAGAAGUUCCAGAAUCCUACUGAGCAGUACCCCCCUCUGCGCUUUGGCACCGUCCCCAACGGCAGCACGGAGGAGAAUAUCCGCAGCAACUAUCCCAACAUGCACCAGUACAUGGUCCGCAACAACCAGCGGGGCGUGGAGGAGGCCAUAGACAACCUCAAGACAGGCAAGCUGGAUGCCUUUAUUUAUGACGCGGCGGUGCUGAACUACAUGGCACGCAGGGACGACGGCUGCAAGGUGAUGACCAUCGGCUCGGGGAAGGUGUUCGCCACCACAGGCUACGGCCUGGCCCUGGCCAAGAACUCGCGCUGGAAGAGACCCCUGGACCUGGCUCUGCUGCAGCUCGUAGGAGACGACCAAAUCGACAUGCUGGAGCGUCUGUGGCUGUCGGGGAUUUGCCACAACGACAAGAUCGAGGUGAUGAGCUCCAAGCUGGACAUCGACAACAUGGCGGGCGUCUUCUACAUGCUCCUGGUGGCCAUGGGUCUCAGCCUGCUGGUCUUCGCCUGGGAGCAUCUGGUCUACUGGAAACUAAGGCACUGCUUCGGUCGCAAAGGCAGCCUAGAUUUCUUAUUAGCUUUUAGCAGGGGCAUGUACAGCUGCUGUAACUUUGAGGACGAAACGGCUCCCACAGGCUCCCAGGGCACACUUCCCCAGUACCACGUCGUCUCCACUGUAUCGCCUCCGAUCCCACCCCACGUCAUGCCCCCAGGCAUGGCCAACACAUCCAUGGCCAUGUCGACACAACAACAGCAGCAGCAGCAGCAGCAGCAGCAGCAAAAACAUCACCAGCAGCAGCAGCAGCAGCAACAGCAACAAGUGCAGCCCGUUUACAACGCCCUGCUUCCCGGAACUCCGCCGGCAACGGUGCAUUCUGGGAUGGCCCUCGGACCGUCCAACAGUCCCAUUUUGGGGGCGCCCAUCAUGCCUUGCUCCACGUUUCUCCCGCGCCAUGACCGCAGGCUGGCAGUGGUUGACCGCUGGACUCGCCCCAAGGCCGGCCCUGAGAAAGCCAUCGCGAUGAACAGUGGGAUGACAGAGCUCAUGCAGUUCCCACAAGGCAUGGUGCCACCACACUGGGCCGGCGGAGAGCGGAGCUUGGACGAGUACAAGCGCUACUACGGUCCCAUCGAUCCCGAAGGCUUAGGGGCUUCUGCGGAGCCGCAGACGGCCAUGGCCCAGACCCCGAAGGCAGUCCAGAGGGGCACGAAAGCCUCGGGAAACCCACGGCUACCUCCCAAAGUCCCACCACCCAAGCUGGCCUUGCCGUGUUCGCCACACCGGCCGGGCUCUUCUGUCUGGAGGAGAAGCAGCCUGUCGAAGAGGAAAGGCUCCACAGGAGGAGGAGGAGGAGGAGGAGGAGGGCCUCUUUACGAGAACAUCCUGCCUUUAGGGAGGAGAGGCGGAGGACGGAACGGGCUGCGGGAAGGGGGUGGGAGAAGAGGCCGUCGUCCUCCCCCUCUUCCUCUGCCAGUGCCUGUCCCCCUCUCCUCUCCCACUCAGACUCCCCCGUCUCCCUCGCCCUCAUUACUUUACACAACCUCUGCCUCCACCACCUCCAGCACAUCCUCCUCCUCUUCCUCCGAAUCCCUCUCCCGGUCCAACUCCCCAUCCUCUUCCUCCACCUAUUCCUCAUCACAGAGCUUUAGGUACAGAGGUGGCGCAGUCAGAGACCUCUAUGAGGAUUACGAUACGGACGAGCUGACGGAGGAGUCCAGCCUGCUGCUGGGUAGGAGGAAGGGCCGCUCUCGCAUGUCCUCCCGUUCGCUUCCCUGCAGCCCCCCUCCGCCUCCCGUGCCGCCCCGCAAGCCGCGCCACCUGAGGGAGAACGGCCGAGACCGCGCCGGGAGCCAACUGGCCCAGCUGCAGGAGUGGUGGGCGUCCUGGGGGGAGAAGGAGAGGGGCAGGAGGGCGGCGGAGAGGGGAGAGGACAGGGACGAGAAGCGGCAUCACAAAGAACGAGAGCACGAGAGGAAGAGGAGGAAGAAAGGCAGGAAGAAAAAGAAGAGAGAGGAGCGGGAAAGGGAGCGGGAGCGCAAACGGCGCAAGGCUAAGAAAAAGAAGAAGAAAGAGGAGAAGAGAAGAGACAGGGAAAGGCACGCCGAACCGGACGAUGUGAUCAUGGAUCGGAAAGAGGAGUAUGACAAAAGGAUGUCUCAAGACUACUCGUUCCCUGCCUUAAGGCGCAGCUCUUUGCGGAAGAAGAGCGAAAGUUCCAGCCGGAGCUACGACUGGGAUAUACCUAGAGACGACAUGAGGCGAGAACGAGACGUGGAACGCGGAGACGAAGGGGACGACGGCCGAGCAGGAGACAGACACAGGAGUCCCCCGUCGCACCAUUUGAGGCAGCGCUUAGUCCACGGAAAGCGAUACCCAUCCGCCAGCAAGCCCACCACGGCCGUGAAGUUCUGGGGGAGUGGAAACCCUACGCAAGCUCCCUCCUCCUCCUCACUUUUGCCUCUUCUCCCUCUGUCAUCCAAGCGGCGGAAAUCUGUCGCCAGUGAGAGCAGGGAGGGCAGGGAGCGGGGAGGAGGAGAGAGUCGCCCCCUACUGGGCCGGAAUGGCAGGAGUCGAGCGCGCUCACGAGAGGGGAUCUCGCUGCACGAGUGGGAUUCGGACGAGGAGGACGAGGAGGACGAAUCGGACGUGGAGAGAGGAGGAGGGAGAGGGGACGACCGAGGACGGAGGCGGGAAGGACGAGGCAUGGAGUCCGAGUCGGAGAGGAGUCGAGACCGGGAGAAAACCAUCGAGAUCUACACGGACGACGAGGGCUCGUCGGGGGAGUUCGGCAAGUUCGAGAGGUACUGGGAAGGCCACGAGGACAGAGCGGUCGGAGGCAUCGGCGGCGGAGGGUGGUUCUUUGGCACGUACCCCGCCCGUGAAAAAGGAGGCAGCAUCAACAGCCGAGAUGACUCGUUUGUGGGCUGGGGCCCAGUGGACAGCAGCUGGGGUUUCGGAAGUAGGUCACGCCAGUGGCCCCCGCCUCCCCUCACGCCCCCGCCUCCGAGAAGAUACUGGUCCGUGGACAAACUGCCGGUGAAGAGCGAGAAGAAGAGCAAGAACAGGUCCCAGGACAACAGCAGGGGCCACACGGCGUGUAGCUGUCACUCCCCGCGCCACGAGGGCAAGUCCCACUCCAAGUGGAGCAGGGUGACGUCCCGAAGCCAGGAGGACCUGCACCCCCACUGCCAGGCACACAGCAGCAGCAGCAGCACCAGACCCAAGCACCAGGCGCCUAAGUCCGACCGGUCCCAAGGACAAGCCAAAAGCGGGAGCCAGUCAAACCUCAGCGGCGUCCAGAGGCCAUCGCGGUCAGAGCGCGCCGCCCGGCAGGCCUCCCCGCCCCAGGCCAUGAUCACGCCCCUCAUGCCUCCGUCUCUGCCGGCCCUCCCCCCUCCUCCCUCCUCCUCCCACCCCAUCCACGGCCCGCCCCCGACCUCCUCGUCGUCCGUCUCGUCCCCGUCCGUGGUGUCCUCGACGCCGGGGGCGCCUCAGCCCUCCUCCUUGUCCUCGUCCAGCGCCAAGCUGCAGUACCAGAGACUGCGGUCGGUGCCGCAGCGUUUCCAAUCCCCUCACCUCCCCCUGAAGACUAAGAGCAUGUGUUCGCGACGGGGCUCCGCACACUUCUCCAGCGUGGAGAGCGAGGUCUGAUAUGAGGAGAAAAAAAUGGCAAACUGGGGGCAAAUCCUUUGACCUUGAAAGACUCUUUAAUACCACAGAC